Molecule: messenger RNA, 813 nt
Organism: Penicillium riverlandense
Lineage: Eukaryota; Fungi; Ascomycota; Eurotiomycetes; Eurotiales; Aspergillaceae
Exons: 2
Coding region: 1-813 (270 amino acids)
Source: RefSeq, a predicted model, not a curated record
AUGGCCAACAAACUAUCAACCAAGACAGAAUGCCGCUUUUCGACCCGCAUCUCUAUCCGCUGGCUCCCUGAGCCAGCAAACGAGACAACAGACACAAUCGUCAUGUCUGUGAGAGAUUGGUAUCUGGAUUUACGCAUAGACAAGCAAACAGGCGGCAUCGACUGGGCCAUUGCGGGCCAGCGAAUCAUCGAGAGUCAGGAGCCAAUGCGAGUCGCAUUUACACAUGAGCUAGAUUCUCAUGGCGAGUUUAGCAGCGCCGACUGCGGGACGUUUGUCUCAUUGCCGAAUGGUGAUGACCUCGAAACAGGCGUCAUGCCUCGUCCUGAUAUCCCCGGUGCACCACCAACAGAAUACGAGGAGGUAUGGCGGGAGCUGCCAUUCAGGGAUGGUCCUGAUGGUGCGCAUGGGGGCAUUUCCUGGGUAUUGGAGUCGGACGAUGACGACCUAAUUGGGAAGGAGGGAGAGUUUACGGUGACGAAGACGUUCCUGGGACGGAUCUGGGGCGUGUAUCUGGCGCUGCAGCAGACACAGACUCAUACCCGGCGGAAAACUCCUUCUGGUGAAUGGGAAGUCAGGAAGACCGGGGCGGAUGUUUGUGUUCGAAGGGAAGAGUGGAGUGCUGCUGGGUGGAACGCAAAGUAUGUAGUUGGCAGUGAUGCGAGUACCUUGCCGUCACUUUUGGCUGGGUUUGAGGGUGAGGGUAAAGGAGCAUGGUGUGUGCCAGGGAGUAAGGUUGUGGUCAAUAGGAGGCGGUAUGUUGUUCGGGCAUUUGAGGAGAUAGGUCGACUGCCGGAGGGGAAGACCCUCCUUUGA